CGGGUGAGGACAGCACCAGGAGGCGGCCCCGAGCGCGGCCACAAAGACCCCGGGCGGCGUCUCUCCGCGGACCGGUUCCACUUUAACUCCGUCAUGUCCUUCGGCAGAGACAUGGAGCUGGAGCACUUUGACGAGCGGGAUAAGGCUCAGAGAUACAGCAGAGGGUCGCGGGUGAACGGGCUGCCCAGCCCAACGCACAGCGCCCACUGCAGCUUCUAUCGAACCCGCACGCUGCAGACCCUCAGCUCAGAGAAGAAGGCCAAGAAGGUCCGUUUCUAUCGAAAUGGAGACAGAUACUUCAAAGGGAUUGUGUAUGCCAUCUCCCCAGACCGCUUCCGAUCUUUUGAGGCCCUGCUGGCUGACUUGACCCGAACUCUGUCGGAUAAUGUGAAUUUGCCCCAGGGAGUGAGAACAAUCUACACCAUUGAUGGGCUCAAGAAGAUUUCCAGCCUGGACCAGCUGGUGGAAGGAGAGAGCUAUGUGUGUGGCUCAAUAGAGCCCUUCAAGAAACUAGAGUACACCAAGAACGUGAACCCCAACUGGUCCGUGAAUGUCAAGACCACCUCGGCUUCCCGGGCGGUGUCCUCACUGGCCACUGCCAAAGGGAGCCCUUCAGAGGUACGGGAGAAUAAGGAUUUCAUUCGGCCCAAGCUGGUCACCAUCAUCCGAAGUGGGGUGAAGCCACGGAAAGCUGUCAGGAUUCUGCUGAACAAGAAAACCGCCCAUUCCUUUGAGCAGGUUCUCACUGAUAUAACUGAUGCCAUCAAGCUGGACUCGGGAGUGGUGAAACGCCUGUAUACCCUGGAUGGGAAACAGGUGAUGUGCCUUCAGGACUUUUUUGGUGACGAUGACAUUUUUAUUGCAUGUGGACCGGAGAAGUUCCGUUACCAGGAUGAUUUCUUGCUAGAUGAAAGUGAAUGUCGAGUGGUGAAGUCCACUUCUUACACCAAAAUAGCUUCAUCAUCCCGCAGGAGCACCACCAAGAGCCCAGGACCUUCCAGGCGCAGCAAAUCCCCUGCCUCAACCAGCUCAGUUAAUGGAACCCCUGGUAGUCAGCUGUCUACUCCACGCUCGGGCAAGUCGCCAAGCCCAUCACCCACCAGCCCAGGAAGCCUGCGGAAGCAGAGGAGCUCUCAACAUGGAGGCUCCUCUACUUCCCUUGCAUCCACCAAAGUCUGCAGCUCAAUGGACGAGAACGAUGGGCCUGGAGAAGGUGAAGUGUCGGAGGAAGGCUUCCAGAUUCCAGCCACAAUAACAGAACGAUAUAAAGUCGGAAGGACAAUAGGAGAUGGAAAUUUUGCUGUUGUCAAGGAAUGUGUAGAAAGGUCAACCGCUAGGGAGUAUGCUCUGAAAAUUAUCAAGAAAAGCAAAUGUCGAGGCAAAGAGCACAUGAUCCAGAACGAGGUGUCUAUUUUAAGAAGAGUGAAGCAUCCCAAUAUUGUUCUUCUGAUCGAAGAGAUGGAUGUGCCAACGGAACUGUAUCUUGUCAUGGAAUUAGUAAAGGGAGGAGACCUCUUUGAUGCUAUUACUUCAACCAACAAAUACACGGAGCGAGAUGCCAGUGGGAUGCUCUACAACCUGGCCAGUGCCAUCAAAUACCUGCAUAGCCUGAACAUCGUCCACCGGGACAUCAAGCCAGAGAACCUACUGGUGUACGAACACCAAGAUGGCAGCAAAUCGCUGAAGCUGGGUGACUUUGGACUGGCCACCAUUGUAGACGGCCCCCUGUAUACGGUCUGUGGCACCCCGACAUACGUGGCUCCAGAAAUCAUCGCGGAAACUGGAUAUGGCCUCAAGGUGGACAUCUGGGCAGCUGGUGUAAUCACUUACAUCCUGCUGUGCGGUUUCCCUCCGUUCCGUGGAAGCGGUGAUGACCAGGAGGUGCUUUUCGAUCAGAUUUUGAUGGGGCAAGUGGACUUUCCCUCUCCAUACUGGGAUAACAUUUCUGAUUCAGCAAAGGAGCUCAUCACCAUGAUGCUGUUGGUCGAUGUCGAUCAGCGAUUUUCGGCUGUGCAAGUCCUUGAGCAUCCCUGGGUUAAUGAUGACGGCCUCCCAGAAAAUGAACAUCAGCUAUCAGUAGCUGGAAAGAUAAAGAAGCACUUCAACACAGGCCCCAAGCCGAAUAGCACAGCAGCUGGAGUUUCUGUCAUAGCAACCACCGCUCUUGAUAAGGAGAGGCAGGUUUUCCGACGAAGACGCAACCAGGAUGUGAGGAGCCGGUACAAGGCCCAGCCAGCGCCACCUGAACUCAACUCGGAAUCGGAAGACUACUCCCCAAGCUCAUCCGAGACUGUUCGCUCCCCAAACUCGCCCUUUUAAUAAGACCCUUUUACUCGAAGUCCUAGCUUAACCCUUUGAGACUCUGAGAUUUUUUUUCCCAAAUUUAUGUAAAACAGUUUCAUCUGAUCUAUCUAGCACUCAAUGCUUGAAUGGCGGAACACAAAGUGUGUUUUCUGGUAUCUUGGUAGCGAUUUCUCUUUGCUGAAUGAGAUGACCACAUGUUGUUUGCGAAGAUGGCAACUUGCUGCUAAUAGGGUCCUCAAAGGGUUAAGGCUAAUUUGCAACUUUUUUAAACAUAGAAGCAAUGAAUGUGUUCAUCAGUCAAA
Molecule: messenger RNA, 2606 nt
Organism: Callorhinus ursinus (northern fur seal)
Lineage: Eukaryota; Metazoa; Chordata; Mammalia; Carnivora; Otariidae
Gene: DCLK1
Product: doublecortin like kinase 1
Biological process (GO): photoreceptor cell development; intracellular signal transduction; neuron migration
Cellular component (GO): axoneme; neuron projection
Molecular function (GO): protein kinase activity; ATP binding; microtubule binding
Source: RefSeq, a predicted model, not a curated record